AUGAUAGAGCGACAUUCGAUAUGUGCAGAGGUCUAGCCCAGUUCGUGGCGCUGGUGUCUGUUUUACCCUCAGCUAGAGGCUGGCAGUUCGCACUUAGCCCUCGUUUCGCUGGGAAAACCCCGGGCACCCGACUUAGACGUGUUCAGAGCAUGGACAUGAAAAUGAUCAGCGUUGACGACAUUUGGCCACAGCUCGCAGGGAAAGAGACCUGCGCCAACGAGGCUGCCGGGAAGGUAAUUCGAGCAGCCUGGGCUGUAGCCACUACCAACCCUGACACAACAAACGGUAGAGGCGCGUCUUCUUCUUCUGCCUCUUGGAGUAUCAGACGCAGCGUCGUGGAGUACAACGACGGGGACACAGCCCUCCAAGGCCUUUACACAAGACCCGAAGGCGAGGGCCUUCCCGACCGGCUUCCUGGCGUCAUCCUUGCGCACACCGCAGUGGGCCCGCAGGAAGACAUGAUUCUGUGGAAGCUGGAUCAGAUUGCCCUUCUCGGCUACGCGGCGUUCGCUCUCGACAUGUUCGGCACGGGGCGUGCCCUGUGGAACCGCGCCGAAUCCCUUGCGGCGAGAAGGCCCAUCACCGAGGACCGAUCCCUCAUGCAGGCACGUGCGACGGCGGCUGUCCGAACCCUCAGCCAGAUGGAAGGGAUUGAUGAAGAGAGGCUCGCGGCGGUGGGAUACUGCUUCGGGGGCAUGACAGUCUUGGAUCUCGCGAGGAUGGUACGCCCUGACGGUGACGAUGCCGGUGCAAACACGCCUCCGCGGCUUAAAGCGGUGGCGUCCCUGCACGGGAUCCUAGCGCCGAUUUCGCCGGGGACAGGGGGAGAGGACGGUGCGGGUCUCGCAGCGGAUGACGCCGCGCUUGCUGUGCCAAGGGUGCUGGUCUUGCACGCAACGGCGGACCCGUUUGUGCCGCCAGAGCAGGUGCGAGCGAUGGAAGAGGAAUUAUCGCGGCGAGGGGCAAGGCUCGAGGUCGUCCGGUACGGCGGGAGUGCCAUGCACGCCUUCACGAGACCCGAAAAGACGAGUCAGGUCGACAGGGACGCGGGCCUGUCGUACUGCAAGUACGCCGAAGAGGACUCGUGGCGGAGAGUCGUGGAGCUACUGCGGGAGGAGUUUGCGUGAAACCAGAUUGGUAUGGUAUCGUCACUGGGGUAUUGCCUUUUCGACCUUUUCUUUUCCAUUCUCAACUUCGUUUUUCAUUGCGUUUUGACUAGGCGACUUGCUAAGGAAUCAUCACAUCGCCGACGUUGUUUCCUCUAGACGCGUUUCGUUGGCCCUCGACGGUCCGCGGAGAGAGAAAGAGAGAGGGCUCGCGCGCACUCGCUGUCUUUUCCUUUCACAAUCACGUCACAGCGUGGCUAGAGAGGAGAGCGUAUGUAUGACAAUGUCCACCCUCCAGGGCGCCGUGUCUUCUUGAGCGUCUCGCGUUGCCAACAUUUUGAAGCUUUCGGGAGGUCAUUGUCCCGCGUGAGACCCCACAACAAACCGGCAACGUAAGACCGCAACAAGUAUGUAUAGCGCGCUAAUUUAGCGACGGGAACUUUUCCGAUACGUACUAUGCAUACUUGUUACAUGAUUAGGUUUCAACAAGGUCUGCCCGGUCGUUCACCCGAGACUAAGCCAAAGAGUUUCGAGACCAAGAACUCAUACGUGUGAGUCAACGCGCCGGCAUGCACAACUGCAGCGGGAACCUGGCAAUGAGCGCCUCCGACGUGCCGAAAACCAACGUCUGUUCGUUGAUGAGGACGGCCCCCACGGCUCCAGCAGUACCCCUCACUCCCCCUACGAGCUCCCACCUCUGCUGCUGCUGCUGCUGACGCCUGGUCUGCCCGCUGCCGAGGUUGUCUCGCUCCGCUUCUUCGUCGCCAUGCUCAGCGUUGCUGGUUAUGGUUGGUGCCCACAGCUUAACCGUGGCAUCCCCGCCGCCGGUUGCAAAGGCACCGGAGAGAGAUGACCCAUGCACCGCCCAAACCCCAUGCCUGAUUAUUGUGGGCCCGGGUGCGAUCAUUCAGAGAGAUUUGGGUCAGAAACGCGGGUUUUCUGAUAUAUGUGCGAAAGAUCACGACAGUCGGUUUCUGUUCUCCGCAAAUGUACCAUGCCCACGAACGAUGGUGAUUGUAACAAUGUUGGCCUUGGAUUGGGUGAGAGCUUGCCCUUGCGGGGCGGGUCAGCCAGGCGCGCAAACGACGGCGAGGACAAACUUUAGGUCCUGAUACCUCAUGUUCACAAUAUAAUUUUCUCUAGUUCGCUCGUACGUAGUUGUAUUCCGGUCUCCAAUCGCUUCCCCCUUUCGAUCGGUAUGGUUUUGGGGUCUUGCGGCGACAACGCGAAUUGCUACUCGGUGACAAAACAAACAGUGUCAGAGUACAGCAGCCUCCCAUCCCCCAUCCCACAUAAGAGACAAGUGCACAGUUUUUAGCCCAAGAACGAUACCGAUUCCUCAUCAUGUAGAACGAGAGCCCACACACCCACCUGUGUCCUUCAAGUACCGCACGACACGUCCAAUCUCUCUCUCCCUUGUCAUCAACACCGUGUUGUCCCCAAACUCUGGCAGUGCCGUCGCCAGACCCGCUAACAAUAAGGGCCUCCUCCCCCGCUCUCUUGGCAUAACCGUGGCCUCCUUGUGGCCAAGAAACGGUGCAAAUCGCCCCGACGGUACCGCCAUGGCCACCAAGAACGGCUUGGCAGGUUAGGGUGUCCUGGUCCCACACUCUAAACGUGUCGUGUGAACCCGAAACCAAGAGAUU
This is a messenger RNA of Ectocarpus sp. CCAP 1310/34, 2752 nucleotides long. The record is from the annotation of a GenBank genome assembly. Lineage: Eukaryota; Phaeophyceae; Ectocarpales; Ectocarpaceae.